Molecule: messenger RNA, 1491 nt
Organism: Ascochyta rabiei
Lineage: Eukaryota; Fungi; Ascomycota; Dothideomycetes; Pleosporales; Didymellaceae
Product: RNA polymerase-associated protein rtf1
Exons: 3
Coding region: 1-1491 (496 amino acids)
Cellular component (GO): Cdc73/Paf1 complex
Molecular function (GO): DNA binding; RNA polymerase II C-terminal domain phosphoserine binding
Source: RefSeq, a predicted model, not a curated record
AUGUCUGACAUCGACGACGAACUCUUCGCCCUCGCUGGCGGCGACGAAGAGGCAGACGUAGAAGAAGGCGAGGCCUCGUCGCCAGCAGCAUCAUCGCCCAACUCUCUGGGCUCAGAUGCCAUGGAAGAGUCCGACUCGGACCGCGACGACGAGCCGCCUGCACGGUCGACCGACGUGCCCUACCCCCUCGAGGGCAAGUACAUUGACGAGGCCGACAAGAGGAGGAUCCUGGGCAUGUCGCAGCUCGACCGCGAAGAGAUUCUGGGCCAGCGUGCCGAGGAGAUGAGCAGAGCAAACUUCACCGCUGAGCUGGCCAGGCGUGCAGCAAACCUCCAGAACGACCGGAAACGGAAGGUCGAUUCCGAGGAGCCAGACGAGAUGCACCGCGAGAGCAGCCGGCCCAAGGUCAAGGCGCGCACAAACGACAAACUGGAGGAGUACAAGCGCAACAGAGAACAGCGCGGCCAGCAGCGAGAGCGAGAUAGCGACCGUCGCACCCACCGCCGGCGCUCGAGCUCAGCGAGCCGUGACGGCCCUUCAGACAUCGACGCUGACGGCGAGAGCGACGUCGAGUGGGACGACCGUGCGCCUGCAAAAGCUCGCGAAGAGCUGCCCGCUACCCUCCGGGACUUCGACUCUGUACGCGUGGGUCGCGGCUUCUUCUCGGAAGUCUGCUUUUAUCCUGGCUUCGAAGAUGCAGUCACUGGCACCUUUGGACGUGUUGGCGUCGGCCAGGACGCGCAGCGCCGAACACAGUACAAGAUGGCGCAAAUCAAAGGCAUCAACACAGGCAAGCCCUACCUUUUCGAAGGCAAGAACGGGGCGAAGAUCGCCACAGACCAAUACGUCGUGGCGCAGCAUGGUUCGACCAAGAAAGACUACCAGUUUCAGUUUCUGUCGAACCAGCGCUUUGACGAUAGGGAUCUGGACGUAUACAAGCAGUCGCUUACUGAGACCAACGCCAAAUUACCCUCCAAGUCUUUCCUCGAACGGAAAUUCGACGAUCUCAAGAGCCUCCAGAAUCACCACUGGACCGAGUCGGAGAUCAACGCACGCAUUGCCAAGGCGAAGAAGUACCAACACCUCCUACACCGCAACUCCAUCGACGCACAGCCACGGAUACAGACACAGUCAGAAGCCGCCGCUGUGAAGACCGCGGAGCUCAACCGCAUGAACCGCAUUAAGGAAGCGGAGCGUGUGCGUAAAGUCCAGCUGGAGCAGCAACGCCAGAAGAAAAUGGAGCAGAAGAAGGAAGCAGCCCGCAAGCGCGCCGAGGAGGAAGCCAGGAAAGCGCAAGAAGAGGCCACACUCAAAAGCGAGACUGAUGCGCUCUUUGGCGACGGCGACGGCGAUGUCACGUCGCGAGCCAGCACACCAAAGCCGCAAGACAAGAAGAAGUCGGAACGCAAAGGCCUGCCGACGUUCCGGAAACCAAAGACCGACGAUGAUUUCAUUGCGAGCAUGGAUUUGGAUAUCGACAUUGCCAUCUAA